Syzygium oleosum is the source of this 911-nucleotide messenger RNA. RefSeq names its product protein ELF4-LIKE 3-like. The transcript has 2 exons. The record is from RefSeq and is a predicted model, not a curated record. The coding region runs from base 332 to 661 and encodes 109 amino acids. Lineage: Eukaryota; Viridiplantae; Streptophyta; Magnoliopsida; Myrtales; Myrtaceae. Gene Ontology annotation, biological process: entrainment of circadian clock; positive regulation of circadian rhythm.
AAAACCUGUAGGCGCCCGAGGUGUCCGGUGCGUGACUGUCAAAUCCAUUUAUUCUCUCUCUCUCUCUCUCUCUCUCUUUUCUCUUACAAACGCACACAACACUCGCAGAUUUCGUCGAGAAACAGCAACUCCUUCUGUUCUGUCUACGAGAUUCUAUCCAGUCGCCGAUCUUUUCUGGGUUUUCUCCUCCCGAAUCUGAUCCUCUCUCUGUCUCUCUCUUGGCUCGCUCUCAAAUCCUCCAUGUCUCCUUUUGAUGCAAUCUCCCAGGAAACGUUCAAGGUCUGGAUCUGAUCACACAUAAAAUCUGACCCAAAAAUCAAUUCAAUUUCGAAUGGAGGGUGACACAUUCUCAGGGCUUGGCAAUGGGGCUCAGAUUGAUGGGAGGGUGUUGCAGACAUUCCAGAAGAGCUUUGUGCAGGUCCAGAACAUAUUGGACCAGAACAGGCUUCUCAUCAAUGAGAUAAACCAGAAUCAGGAGUCCAAGAUCCCAGACAACCUGAGCCGCAACGUCGGCCUCAUCCGAGAGCUCAACAACAACAUCAAACGGGUCGUCGACCUCUACGCCGAUCUCUCCGGUAACUUCUCAAAGAUCAUGGAUGCUUCCUCUGAGGACAACUCCUCUGGUAGCAGGACAGCGCACAAGAGAAUUAGGCCUGCAUAGGGAAAAAAUGGAAUUUUUGUAAUCAUUUCUCACGUAGAGUUUGUGGAGAAAAAGGUUUUCUUAACUCCAUGUAUGAAACAAGCUGAUGAUGAUUUUCUCCUCAGCUUUCUUCACCUAUCUAGCUAGCUAGUUCUUAACCUUGAAUUACUUUUUCCAAAUAAUUCUUCAAGGUUCAUCUCAGUGUGUAAGUUAACUGACUACUUGUAGCUGUGCAAGUAUAAUCAAAAUGAACUGUGGUUAUGAUCUCCAA